UCACAGCGCCUCUUCCCGCCCCUCGUGCCCGGCGCUGCGGCGGCGUCAGCUGACCGCGGGUCACGUGACCCACCGGCGGGUGAGCGGCGGCGGCGCCGGCGGGGAUGGAGCAGUGACGCAUCUUGCCUUUAUCCUCAGAAUCAACAAACAUCAAGAUAAAGGCACAAAAAUGACAGAGUUUUGGCUGAUUUCUGCUCCUGGGGAAAAGACCUGUCAACAGACAUGGGAGAAGCUACAUGCAGCAACUACAAAACAUAACAAUCUUUCUACUAAUUCAAAGUUCAAUAUUCCGGACUUGAAGGUUGGCACACUGGAUGUUUUGGUUGGUUUGUCAGAUGAGCUGGCUAAACUGGAUGCAUUUGUGGAGAGUGUUGUAAAGAAGGUGGCUCAGUAUAUGGCUGAUGUUCUAGAAGACAGUAAAGAUAAAGUUCAGGAGAAUCUUCUGGCUAAUGGAGUUGACUUGGUCACCUAUAUAACAAGGUUCCAAUGGGAUAUGGCCAAAUACCCAAUCAAGCAAUCCUUGAAGAAUAUUUCAGAAAUUAUUGCAAAGGGAGUAAACCAGAUUGACAAUGAUCUAAAAGCAAGAGCCUCGGCAUACAAUAAUCUGAAAGGGAAUCUUCAGAAUUUGGAAAGAAAGAAUGCGGGAAGCUUGCUAACCAGAAGUCUUGCUGAUAUUGUAAAGAAAGAGGACUUUGUACUUGAUUCAGAAUAUUUGGUCACGUUAUUAGUGAUUGUGCCGAAGUUAAAUUACAAUGACUGGGUUAAGCAGUAUGAAACGCUAGCAGAGAUGGUUGUACCACGUUCCAGCAAUGUACUCUUUGAGGACCAAGACAGCUACCUUUGUAAUGUCACCUUGUUCAGGAAGGCAGUGGACGACUUCAAGCACAAAGCCAGAGAAUAUAAAUUUAUGGUCCGUGACUUCCAGUACAAUGAAGAAGAGAUGAAAGCCGAUAAAGAAGAAAUGAAUAGACUGUCAACUGACAAGAAGAAACAGUUUGGGCCUCUGGUUCGGUGGCUGAAAGUCAAUUUCAGUGAAGCUUUUAUUGCAUGGAUUCAUGUGAAAGCAUUACGUGUUUUUGUUGAAUCUGUUUUAAGGUAUGGUUUGCCAGUUAACUUCCAGGCAAUGCUGCUUCAGCCUAAUAAGAAAACAAUGAAGAAACUGAGGGAAGUUCUGUAUGACUUAUACAAACAUCUUGACAGCAGUGCAGCAGCUAUCAUUGAUGCAACUAUGGAUAUUCCAGGUUUAAACCUCAGCCAGCAGGAGUACUACCCCUAUGUGUACUACAAGAUCGAUUGUAAUUUGCUGGAAUUCAAGUAAAAGUUCCCUAACAUGACAAUCUUCUCGGUGUUGGUGUAAACAAACAGAAGUGAGGUUGAAGUAUAGUAUACUUUAAGCAUUCUACUAAUCAUAUGCUUGCUUCUUAUGUUAGGUGAAUUGAACACACCGUGGUCCAUCUCUAGACAUUUUCUUUUUAAAGACCAGUAUAGGUAACCAGCUUUUAAUCGACUAUGUCUGUAAAUGUAUAUUGAGAGAAUUUAAGUAUUUAUAAACAGAGUGAUUUAUUUAAGGAAAAGCUUAUCCCUCUUUCAUAUGGUGGUCUGUGUUAAUUCCAUUUACUGUUGUUUAUAAAAAAACUUGUUUACAGAAGACUAGUGUAAAUGUUCAUGGCCAUUUUGUUCAUUUGAUUUAGUAGAUACAACUGUGUUAACAUUGUUGAACUGUGAUGUAAAGUAUGUAAAAUUGGUAUGAAAUUGUGCUUUCUGAAUGGUUUAAAAUUACAAUUGAUGCACUGUAAACACAGGGAAAAUAAACAUACCUGUGCAAAUGUG
Molecule: messenger RNA, 1830 nt
Organism: Poecile atricapillus (Black-capped chickadee)
Lineage: Eukaryota; Metazoa; Chordata; Aves; Passeriformes; Paridae
Gene: ATP6V1C1
Product: ATPase H+ transporting V1 subunit C1
Exons: 13
Coding region: 170-1318 (382 amino acids)
Biological process (GO): proton transmembrane transport
Cellular component (GO): vacuolar proton-transporting V-type ATPase, V1 domain; lysosomal membrane
Molecular function (GO): proton-transporting ATPase activity, rotational mechanism
Source: RefSeq, a predicted model, not a curated record